Molecule: messenger RNA, 894 nt
Organism: Rana temporaria (common frog)
Lineage: Eukaryota; Metazoa; Chordata; Amphibia; Anura; Ranidae
Product: dentin sialophosphoprotein-like
Exons: 3
Coding region: 1-894 (297 amino acids)
Source: RefSeq, a predicted model, not a curated record
AUGGAGAACGCAGAUUCAGGUCUUAAAUCCGCUGACAUCUUGCCUGCGGCUAAGUCUGACUCCACUGACUCUCCGCCUGCUGCUCAGUCUGACUCCACUGACUCACCACCUGCUGCUCAGUCUGACUCCACUGACUCACCACCUGCUGCUCAGUCUGACUCCACUGACUCACCACCUGCUGCUCAGUCAGACUCCACUGACUCACCACCUGCUGCUCAGUCUGACUCCACUGACUCUCCACCUGCUGCUCAGUCAGACUCCACUGACUCACCACCUGCUGCUCAGUCUGACUCCACUGACUCACCACCUGCUGCUCAGUCUGACUCCACUGACUCUCCACCUGCUGCUCAGUCUGACUCCACUGACUCACUACCUGCUGCUCAGUCUGACUCCACUGACUCACCACCUGCUGCUCAGUCUGACUCCACUGACUCACCACCUGCUGCUCAGUCUGACUCCACUGACUCACCACCUGCUGCUCAGUCUGACUCCACUGACUCACCACCUGCUGCUCAGUCUGACUCCACUGACUCACCACCUGCUGCUCAGUCAGACUCCACUGACUCACCACCUGCUGCUCAGUCAGACUCCACUGACUCACCACCUGCUGCUCAGUCAGACUCCACUGACUCACCACCUGCUGCUCAGUCUGACUCCACUGACACACCACCUUCUGCUCAGUCUGACUCCACUGACUCACCACCUGCUGCUCAGUCAGACUCCACUGACUCACCACCUGCUGCUCAGUCAGACUCCACUGACUCACCACCUGCUGCUCAGUCAGACUCCACUGAUUCACACAAGAUUGGAAAACCCGACAAGAAAACCAUCAGAGCAGAGCUCAGCCACAUGUUUUCUGAGGUGUCUAUCAAGGUGAGCUUCUUCCCAGUGUGA